AUGACCACUCUUACCCCUCGCGAACCCUACUCCCAGGAGGAGAUCAAUAAGCUCUAUCCCAAGGAAUUGAAGCUUCAGUUGGUGCAAGUCUUUCUAAGACAUGGCGAGCGCACUCCAGUUUCCUCGCGAUUUGAAGAAGCAGGAUUAAGCCCAUAUUGGCCAUAUUGCAAUGUUGCGCGUCGCAUGGUACAAAUGGCCGCCGGUAACGAACGCCUCACGUCCUGGAACUAUUUCCAAUGGCGAAGGAAAAUGGAAACAUUUGGCGAUAGAGAUCAGUCGAUAGUUACUGUUGGUGCCGGUGGUGACAUCGAGGGAAUCUGCCAGCAUGGUGAAUUGACAGACAAGGGGCGCGAAACGACCUUUCAGCUCGGCCAGCGGCUACGACACCUAUAUGUCGACCAGUUAGGAUUCAUGCCCAAGAUCAAGUCCGACACUGAAGACAUGUACCUCCGCGCGACCACUAUUCCCAGAGCUCUAGAGUCCCUUCAGCAAGCAUUCUGGGGGAUGUACCCUCCCAGCGCCCGCACACAGGAUCUUCAGCCGCCCGUUAUUGUCGCGCGUUCGGUAUCGGAAGAGACGCUCUUCCCCAAUGAGAGUAACUGCCGUCGAUUUAGACAGCUUGCUAGGCUCUUUGCCGACAGAGCUGCGAAGAAAUGGAACGACACCGAAGAAAUGGACUACAUCAACAGCGUCUACUCCAAAUGGAUGCCGGAAAACUCACCCCGAGUGGCUGUCGACUCUCACCCCCGUCUAUCCGGUAUCCAGGAUACCAUCAACGCAAGCGAUGCUCACGGGCCCGCGACCAAACUCCCCUCUGAAUUCUACAACAAGAAAGCUCGGUCAUACAUGGAACAAAUUGCCGUCGACGAGUGGUUCACUGGUUACAAUGAGAGCACCGAGUACCGUAAACUAGGCGUCGGGGCUUUGAUGGGCGACAUCACCGACCGCAUGGUCACGACUGCUGUAGACGGCGGCUGGCGAAGCGAAACCGCCGCUUCUGGCUCUUCCGCCUCAAAUGGCAAGGCUAUCAAGUUCGCCAUGAGCGGAUGCCACGACACAACCCUCGCCGCUAUCCUCGGAAGUCUCGGCACCAUGAACGGAAGAUGGCCUCCUUUCACCUCAUCCGUCGCUGUUGAACUCUUCUCCCACGCAGACCAUACCCACGACCCCAGAACAGCCAUCUCUCCUGCCAGUACCUCGAAGCAGAGCAACGGUGGUCUUUUCUCUUUCUUCACCGGCUCGUCUUCCUCCACCUCCUCGUCAACCAAGACACACCUUCCUCCCUCUCCAACGGCCCGCACACCACUCGCGGCGCUUCCCGACUCCGCUCGCGAGUCCCUGCAAAAACACUACGUCCGUAUCCGCUACAACGACGUUCCCGUCCGCAUUCCUGGCUGCGCCGCGAAGCCAGAAAACCACCUGCCCGGCGAUGACACAUUUUGUACUCUCGACGCAUUCAAGGAAAUCGUCGACAAGUUCACUCCGCAGAACUGGAAGUACGAGUGUGUACAGAACCUGGGAGAGGGUAUGUAUGGGAAGGAUGGUAAGGAGAAGGCUGUCUCUGGAUUCUAG
This is a messenger RNA of Aspergillus calidoustus, 1572 nucleotides long. The record is from the annotation of a GenBank genome assembly. Lineage: Eukaryota; Fungi; Ascomycota; Eurotiomycetes; Eurotiales; Aspergillaceae.